AUGCCACAAACCCCUUCUCUGGUAGCCAUGUUUGACAGCAGUACUUUUAACCGUAACGUGUAUCAAUCCAAAGAAGAGAGUUCUGCUUGACUUGUAUUACCAAGAAAAUAAUUGCUAUCUGGCUCCCUGGAAGCACUCAUUCAGCACCUGGUGCCCAGCGUGGAUUACUAUCCGGAUAGAACAUACAUCUUCACCUUCCUUCUCAGCUCUCGACUCUUCCUUCAUCCCUUUGAAUUGAUGGCUAAAGUCUGUCAUGUUUGUAUUGAACAGCAGCGACUAAAUGAGCCAGGCACUGAUAAGAGCCACACCAGAAAAAUUGCACCUAAAAUCCUUCAGCUGCUGACAGAAUGGACCGAGACCUUCCCUUAUGACUUCAGAGAUGAGAGAAUGAUGAGAAACCUAAAGGACACAGCUCACCGCAUCACUCAUGGAGAUGAGAUGUACAGAAAAACUGUCCAGCAAAUUAUCCAAAACCUUAUCCGGAAAUUGGCUGCUUUGAGCCAGUAUGAAGAACUUAUUGCCAAAAUUAAUGCCCAGUCUGCUGAUCGUAUGGCCAUCCUAAAGAGCAAACCACAGUCCAUACAGAGGGAUAUCAUCAGUAUCUGUAGCGACCCCUAUACUUUAGCUCAGCAGCUAACUCAUAUAGAGCUGGAGAGACUAAGUUACAUUGGGCCAGAAGAGUUUGUACAAGCUUUUGUGCAGAAGGAUCCAUUAGACAAUAAUGAGAGUUGUUACAGCGACCGGAAAAGGACUCGGAAUUUAGAAGCCUAUGUAGAGUGGUUUAAUCGGCUAAGUUACCUUGUUGCAACAGAAAUCUGCAUGCCUGUUAAGAAGAAGCACAGAGCCAGGAUAAUUGAGUUCUUCAUUGACGUUGCAAGGGAAUGUUUCAACAUCGGAAAUUUCAACUCCCUCAUGGCGAUAAUUUCUGGCAUGAACAUGAGCCCUGUGUCUCGGCUAAAGAAAACGUGGGCAAAAGUCAAGACUGCAAAGUUUGAUAUACUAGAGCAUCAGAUGGAUCCUUCAAAGCAACUUUUACAAUUACAGAACGGCUCUGCGUGGGGCAGCUCAAAGGUCUCUAACAGCCCACAGCAACCGGGAGAAGAUUGUGAUCCCAUUCUGCAGCCUUCUGAUUAAAGACAUCUACUUUCUGAAUGAGGGCUGUACCAGUCGUCUGCCUAAUGGACAUGUCAAUUUUGAAAAAUUCUGGGAGUUGGCAAAGCAAGUCAGCGAGUUCAUGGUUUGGAAGCAAGUUGAGUGUCCUUUUGAAAAAGAUCGGAAGAUCUUGCAUUAUGUGCUGACUGCUCCAAUAUUCAGUGAAGAUGGACUAUAUUUGGCUUCAUAUGAGAAUGAGAGUCCCGAGAAUCACAUUGAAAAGGACAGAUGGAAAAGUCUGAGGUGUGUGUCAAGGUCCAUGCCAGUCCUCAAGCCUGGGUGUAUUUCUGCCACAUUGGAUAGUCACAUUCAGUCUGUUUGCAAAGUCCAGUGA
Staurois parvus is the source of this 1486-nucleotide messenger RNA. The record is from the annotation of a GenBank genome assembly. Lineage: Eukaryota; Metazoa; Chordata; Amphibia; Anura; Ranidae.